Molecule: messenger RNA, 2183 nt
Organism: Mangifera indica (mango)
Lineage: Eukaryota; Viridiplantae; Streptophyta; Magnoliopsida; Sapindales; Anacardiaceae
Product: F-box/LRR-repeat protein 17
Exons: 10
Coding region: 119-1882 (587 amino acids)
Molecular function (GO): protein binding
Source: RefSeq, a predicted model, not a curated record
AAACUUAUCGAACUCCCGCGCCUCCGUCACCAACUCCCCUCCUUUUAUUUUGACGCCUCUCUCACUUGAAUCACUCCCUCUCUCUCUCUAAGCAAUCUCUCUCAGCUUUAGCUCAACAAUGCACCGUCACCAGCCUCAUAUUUCUUCUUCAUCCGCCGACUUCUCUGCCUUCGACUUCAACGCCCGUCCCUCUAAGCGACGCGGCAGUUACAACUGCGGCCGCUGCGGUCUCCCCAAGAAAGGCCACAACUGCAACGUCGGCACCACUCCGAUAUCCUCAUCCACUGCUUCCGUUAUUACUACGCCUGCGCCUUCCGAUUCCUCCGCCGGAAUAUCUGCUCCCACUUCACUGUCCGCCAAUCGUCCGCAGCGUCAGCAGCACUACUCACACCUCCGUCGAGCUCUCUCCUUUGAUAAUAUUGAUCUUAGUUGUGAUUCUCCGGAGUUGGUGAACGAGGAAACAGUGGAUCCGGUUGUGUCCGGCGGGUUGCCGGCGUCGUGUUUGUGGGAGGUGCUACGUAGGUUGCCUCCGGUGGGGUUGUUGGCGGCCGCCAAGGUGUGUAAAGGUUGGAGAGAAACAUCGAGGAGGCUAUGGAGGGCGGCGGAGGAGCUCCGACUUAGAGUGCCGGCGAGAGCUCAGGUCGGAUUUGUAGGAUCGGUGUUGCAGAAGUGUCCUGGCCUUGUUAGACUCUCACUUAGAAUGGAAAGUGAUGUAGAUGCAACAAUGUUAGCGUGCAUCGCGUUUUCUUGCCCUAAUCUGGAGUGCAUGGAAAUCUCCACAUCUGCUAGUGCUGUCAAUCGGAUCACUGGAGAUGAAUUGGGUCGUUUUGUUGCUGAUAAACGAUGUCUUACAAGUCUUAAGAUGGAAGGAUGUUCUAAUUUAGGAGGGUUUGUCCUCUGCUCCUCGAGUCUUUCUACACUUUGGCUUUCAGAUCUCAACUCCCUUUCUAAGAUGGUCUUUAACUGUCCCAACCUAAAGGAGAUAUCUUUGGAAUUUUCUUACCAAGAGAAUGAUAGUACUGAUCUUACUGCCAUGGCUGAUGGGUUGGUUAGGAAUUGUUCAAGGUUACAAAACAUACACAUUGCAUCAACUCGACUUUCCCAUGCUGUUGUGCUUGCCAUCACAGCUGCAAGCUUAAGGGGUUUGCGAAUGCUUUCACUUGUACUUGGAUCUGACAUUACGGAUGCAUCUGUUGCUGCCAUUGCUUCAACCUAUUCAAAGUUGGAAUUACUUGAUCUUAGCGGGUCUAGUAUCAGUGAUAGUGGCAUUGGAAUGAUCUGCAAUGUGUUUCCCAACACUCUGUCAAGACUCCUCCUUGCUCUUUGUCCUAACAUCACUUCAAGUGGCAUUCAGUUUGCUACAGCACAACUACCUCUUCUUGAACUCAUGGACUGUGGAAUGUCCAUAUGUGAUCCCAAUUCCGAAAACUCAAACUGUGAUGAGGCCAGUGAUUUUGAGUUACAGAGUGCCUUCAAUAACAAACCACAUAUUAUGUACCAGAAGCUGAUUAUUAAACAUUGCCACUUAAAAAAAUUAAGCUUAUGGGGUUGCUCUGGAUUAGAUGCCCUUUUUUUAAACUGUCCGGAACUCAAUGAUCUGAAUUUGAAUUCCUGUAGAAACUUACGUCCAGAUACUUUGCUACUUCAAUGCCCCAAGUUAGAAAGUGUGCAUGCCUCAGGGUGUCAAGAGUUAAUGAUUGGGACCAUUCAGAGCCAGGUCAAUUGUGACUCUGCUGCUGUGGAGAAUCAGUAUGCAUUUAAACGUUCAGCUGAUGGCUCAAAGAGAGUUUGGUUGCCACAUUCUUAUAGCCAGCAGCCAUCUGACAAUGAUAUGAAGCGGCGGAGGGUUGGAAGACGGCAAUGUAACAUCCUUGUAAACUGAUCAAAAUUUUUUUAGGACACCAUUCUUUCUGUACACGGUGCAACUUCUUGUUAGUUUUGAUGUUAAUUUAUAGAGGCAAUUAACCCUGGAUGGAUGGGUGGAAGGAAAUGGUUGUAAUUGUUUGAAUUGGUGGCUAGUGGGGGCAGCUACCUUGUAGAAAUGCAUUUUCUCAAAGCACGAGUGAGGCUUAGUUUAGAAGUACAAGCCAUAUUGUAAGAAACUGACCGCGGCUUUGGUCUCGAGACUUAUAUUGGUUGCCCAAUCCUUAAAAAUAAGAAGAGCUUAUAAUUUUAUAACAUCA